This is a messenger RNA of Wallemia ichthyophaga EXF-994, 3588 nucleotides long. RefSeq names its product Phosphatidylserine decarboxylase proenzyme 3. NCBI's taxonomy places the organism in Eukaryota, Fungi, Basidiomycota, Wallemiomycetes, Wallemiales, Wallemiaceae. The record is from RefSeq and is a predicted model, not a curated record. Gene Ontology annotation, molecular function: phosphatidylserine decarboxylase activity. The transcript is spliced from 4 exons. The coding region runs from base 1 to 3588 and encodes 1195 amino acids. Gene Ontology annotation, biological process: phospholipid biosynthetic process.
AUGUCCAAAACGCCACCGAACAUAGCUGUAAUACCUAACGAGACGCCGAAAGCGAAAAAGAAGAACCCCAUCAAGGCUAUACGCUCUUUUGUGAGCAGGAACAACGCCGUGAAGCCAGAGAGCUUCAGACCACACGCCGACGAGAUACCGUUUGCUUCUCUGCGAGUGCAAGUGCUUAAUGCCAAAGAUCUCGCAAGCAGAGACCGCAAUGGACUGAGUGAUCCGUUCAUUGAUAUCAACUACGGCCUACUGCGCUUAUCUACACCCUGCGUCAAGAAAACUGUAAAUCCUUCAUGGGAUUCGAAUGACGCGACGUUCGACAUUAGUCUUUAUAGAUCUACAGUAGCAGAUAUUCUCCAGCUCGAAUUCGUCUUGUGGGAUAAGGAUACUUUCGGCAAGGACUACCUUGGAGAAUGCUGUGUCUAUCUCGAUGACUGGUUCCCAAAAUUAUAUCCAAAUCUCUCUACUAGAGCUGUUGAGUGGUCUGACCAUCAGAAUAAUGUGCGCACCCUCAGUAUCGAGUCGGCGAGGAAACACAACAGCGUCAGUGGCGUCCUCAAUGUCAGAUUCGGUCUCAUUCAACACGUCGCAUCCCCCGUUGUCGAUUUGGCGAGUGAAUUUGAGGAUAUUCUCGCGAAAGUUCGCAAAUCUGUUGAUUGCGGUUUAUUGUCCGCUCCUCCUGUCGCUUCAAUAGGCACUCGUCUCAUCAGCUCCAAUUCCCUCUCGCAGCAAGUGAGCAACGACUCAACGCGCACCGUUGUCGCCUCAGGUUCAGGUAGCGAAGAUAUCCCAUCUUAUGCCCUCACCAGAUCUACAACUGGAGGGAACGAUAGCAUCGGUGACGAGUCGGACACUUUCGACGAUUCUGAUGUAGAUAUAACUAUAUCAGACGUCGAAGGCGAUGAAGUGGAAAAUGAUGCCGAAGAGGUUAGGCACGCUGACGAGUCAAACGUACCCACACCGACAGUCGGGAAAAGUGAAACAGAAUCAUUCAUAAAGGGGAUCGAGUCGAGAAGAAGUGAAUCACAACCAGAGCACAGAACAUCUUCAACCCUCUCCCCGAGAGAUAUACCACCAUUUAGAAAAAAGUCAUCCAAGCUUAAACGCAUGAUAACACCGUUAUCAUCGAGACAAAAUAGCAGAGAAAGUAUACCACUCGCCAUCACACCACAGGGUGAUAUAUCUGAACCUAAUCUUUCUUCGCAUUCGCCUAUGUCUCUCAAAUCUAAAAGAAGAAGGCCGAAGAAAGCGAGAUCGAGUAGACCAAAAACUGGCGGGUUCAACUUGUACUCGGAAGAUGCUUCCAAUGUACUUGGUGUUGUGCUGUUAGAAGUCCGUCACGGUGAGGAUUUGCCGAGAAUGAAAAACUUGACUAGAACUGGAUGGGAUAUGGACCCAUUCGUCGUCAUCAGUUUUGGCAAGAAGAUAUUUAGGACUAGGGUUAUUCGGCACUCUCUAAACCCUACUUGGGACGAGCAGCUCUAUUUCCAUGUGCGUAACGGUGAAAGCAAAUUUAAUGUUGACUUCUCCGUCUUGGAUUGGGAUAAACUCAGUGCGAACGAUCAUGUCGGAGAAGCUUCACUACCGCUCCAGGAACUAAUAUACAAAGCACCAAAAGCAGACGCCAGUACUGGAUUGUUCAAUACAGAUGACUAUGACGCGCAUGGAAUGGAGGAUUACAAGCUAGAUCUCAAGAUAGAUGAGAAUUGGGAAGAAAAGCACCGACCAAAUAUACUCAUCAAAGCCAAAUACCUGCCAUACGCAGCGCUCAGACAAAGAUUUUGGAGAUCAUACCUCGACCAAUACGAUACCGAUGAUACAGGAGCAAUUGCACGUGUGGAGCUGACGAUGAUGCUUGACUCGCUUGGCUCGACACUCACAUCACUCACUAUCGACUCUUUCUUCACCAGAUGGGACAAGGACCCGCGCAGUGACGAGCUUAGCUACGACCAGAUCAUACAGGUACUGGAGAAUGAAACAAACAAACCAAUUAACGAGAGGAGGUCACUUGAUGCAGAUGCUGACGAGACUGAUGCUUCGGUGUCACCUGGCCCAACCACUCCAGCAGCAUUGACGGCGUGCACUAACAGCAAUGAAGCUCCUCUCGAAUAUACCGGACCUCUCGCGCGCCCGCCAAAUAACUCUCCUGAUACCGUCGAAGAAAAUAAGCGGGCAUCUAAAGUAAAGAAUGAAGGCGCGGGUAAUGAGACUGAUCCCUUGAUUAGUGAAGAAACAUCAAAGCUUAAAAUUUCGACUGAAUUUAUCGACAGUUCAAAACUCUCCCCUCAAGGUGAUUUCAUGUCUUCGUCGUCGAGUAUUUCUGGAUACGAUGCUAGCGAUUUGGAAGAUUCCACCGAGAUUGAAAGAGAUACUGCGAGCGACUACAGCAAGAUGAAGUUAAGGAUGGAUGAGAGCCAGCACGAGAAAAUUAUUAACAUCAAAGUCUGCCCGCUCUGUCAUAAGGGUAGAUUGAACAGUAAAGCUGAAGUAGAUAUCGUUACACAUCUGGCUAUAUGCGCGUCGACUGAUUGGGGUAGAUUGAAUAGAAUAGCUGUGUCAAAUUAUGUCACGGCUUCUCAAGCUCAAAGGAAGUGGAUUAGCAAGAUCGCUUCAAAAAUAUCAACGGGAUCUUACAAGCUAGGAGCUAAUUCAGCAAAUAUACUUGUCCAAGAUAGAUUGUCAGGCAAGGUUCAAGAAGAGAAAAUGCAGAUAUAUGUGAGAAUUGGUAUUCGAAUGCUUUACAAAGGAGCAAGAUCAAAGAUGGAAGGUAGUAGAGCUAGAAAAUUACUCAAAUCCAUGUCAAUAAAACAAGGUAAAAAGUAUGAUGACCCAGAAUCAAUUCGAGAGAUACCCAACUUUAUCCAAUUCCAUAAUCUGCGAAUGGACGAAGUGCUUGAGCCAGUCACAGCAUUCAAAACAUUUAACCAAUUCUUUUAUAGAAAGUUGAAGGCUGAUGCGAGGCCAGUAGAGAAACCAGAAGAUGGAUCGAGGUUGGUUAGUGCAGCUGACUGUAGAAUGGUUGUGUUUGAUGACUUUGAUGUUGCAACCAAGGUCUGGAUAAAGGGUAGAGGAUUUACAGUCGCCAAAUUGCUCGGCGAGAAGGUAUCUAAGGAGGAUUGGUGUGCAGCACUGAUUGACAAGGAGCAAUUGCCAAGUCUGUGUGUGUUCAGACUUGCUCCUCAAGACUAUCACCGCUUUCACUCACCUGUUGAUGGAGUUAUGGGAGAGAUUACGACGAUUGAGGGAGAAUACUACACUGUCAACCCACAAGCUGUGAGAUCGUCGAUUUCUGUCUUUUCUGAUAAUGUACGCGUAAUUGUGCCAAUUCAUACGGAACGCUACGGGACUGUAGUGGCAGUCUGUAUCGGAGCCAUGAUGGUAGGUUCAACGAUACUGACGAAAAAGGAGGGCGAGAGAGUGAACAGAGGUGAAGAAUUUGGAUACUUUGCUUUCGGAGGAUCGACAAUUGUGUGCCUCUUUCCGUCAGGAGUUGUUUCAUGGGAUGAUGACGUCAAGGAGAACAGCAGCGCAGCUAUCGAAACGCUGGUGCGAGUUGGUAUGGGUAUUGGUUCGUUGAAUGAACAUUAG